This is a messenger RNA of Dioscorea cayenensis subsp. rotundata (Guinea yam), 2190 nucleotides long. RefSeq lists its product as uncharacterized. Bases 1 to 2190 code for a protein of 729 amino acids. The transcript has a single exon. The record is from RefSeq and is a predicted model, not a curated record. NCBI's taxonomy places the organism in Eukaryota, Viridiplantae, Streptophyta, Magnoliopsida, Dioscoreales, Dioscoreaceae. Gene Ontology annotation, molecular function: nucleic acid binding; RNA-DNA hybrid ribonuclease activity.
AUGUAUUUUAACAAGGCUGAGCCUAGAGGUGUGAGACAAGGGGACCCCAUCUCUCCGCUUCUCUUCUUACUAGUCACCCAGAAUCUUUCAGCUAUCCUUAACCAUGCUCUUCAUCUUAAUUUUUUACCUGGCUUUGAUUCUAGUCUCACCCGUAACUUCAAUCAUCUCAUGUUCGCUGAUGAUCUUAUCCUCAUCACUAAAGCCUCUAGACAAGCUGCUCGUAACACCUUAUUUUGUAUUAAUAUGUAUUCAAAUAUCACUGGGCAAAUGCCUAACCUCAGUAAAUCGGCCAUCUAUCUUCCCAGUUGGUUCAAUAAAAGGGUUUCUAAGUCCAUUGCUUCCAUUCUUGGCAUUAAUAUUGGUAGUUUCCCCUUUACUUAUUUGGGAGCUCCUAUAUCCCCUCACCGUAUUACUGUUAGACAACUUAGUCCACUGGUUUCUAAAACCGCUACUUCCAUUGGAGCCUGGAACCACGCUCAUAUCUCCCAAGCUGGUAGAGUUGUCCUUCUCAAUUCUUGCAUCUUUUCUCUUCCAGUUUAUCUCCUAUCCAUUUUUUAUAUUCCUGACUCUAUCCUGGAAUCCUUAUCCAAGUUGGCCCGCAAUUUCCUUUGGGGUAGGCAUGGCAAGAAUCAUGGUUUCCAUUCAAUUGGAUGGCGAACGGUUACUCUAUCUAAAUCUGAGGGGGGCCUGGGCCUCCGCAACCUUAGAAAUGCCAGAAUUGCUCUCCUUGCCAAACAUGUUUUUUCAAUUAUUAACAAGGAUGAUAAACUCUGGGUCUCUAUAUUCCUUCACAAGUAUAGAAGUUGGACUAUCUGGGGCAACGCCAUGCAUUCUAAUGUUUCUGCUUUUCAUAAAGACAUUAUCAAAACUGUGAAUUGCAUCAAACCUAAUCUCCAUCUCCAGAUUUGUAAUCCCAGCUUGACUAAUGUGUGGGAUGAUCCCUGGAUCCUGGAUCUUCCCCUGAGUCGCAAGCCCACUUUUAUUAAUAUGGACAUUAUUGACAACAUUUCUAUCAACUCUUUUAUUCUUAAUGCUUCCUUCAAUAUUUCAAAUUGUUCUGAAUUGUUUGGCAAUAACCUGACUCAUGUGAUUUUAAACAACACAAGCUUUGAUAAUGUUGCAUCUAAUGAGUGGGUUUGGCGCCCCAUCUCCUCUAAGGCCUCUACUGUGGCUGCAAUUUAUGAACAUCUUAAUUCUGAUGGCCCUUCUACUGAUGCUUGGGUUGGUUGGCGCCUCAUCUGGAAGCUUAGGGUUACUCCUCGCACCAAGAUCUUUAUUUGGAAAUUGGCUCAUGGCAAGCUCCCUACGGGUGACUAUCUAUACAACAUCAAUAUUGGGCCUGCUACCACUUGCCACUUCUGUGGUCUCUCUUCGGAGACUGCGAAUCAUCUUAUUUGGCAUUGCCGUUGGGCGAUUAUGUGUUGGGACACUAUUUUCAAUUGGCUGGGGUUGAGCAACUCAUUUUUUGAUCAUCUUAGCAAUGGCUCUUGGUUAACUUGUAAUUUUAAAUGUGUCUUUAAUUCCGAUUUUGUCAGGGCCUUGAUUGCUUCGGUGGCUUUGCGUAUUUGGACCGCCAGAUGCUUCUUUAUCUUCCAUCAGACCCCUCCAAACUUUAAUCAAAUUCCAUCUAAAGCCUGGGCUGAUACUUAUGCUUUUUUCUCAGUUCAUGAUCUCUUUGGCAGGAAUUUUUCAAGUCCUUCUCAUCCGCCUCAUUUCUCUCUUAUGGUGUAUACUGAUGCUUCUUGGGAUCCUUUUUCAGGUAAGUCUGGUUUUGGGUUUCUUAUCCUCACUAACCGAAAUCUUAUUCUUCUUGCAGGUGCGGCUGGCAGUGUUUGCUCUUCUCCCCUUGAAGCUGAGCUUCGCGCCAUUCUUCUUGCUACUGAACAUUGCCAUUUAAAUGGUUGGACUCCCUGUAAACUCUUCUCCGAUUGCCGGUGUGCCAUUCAGAUGAUCAUCGAUACUUGCAACACCACUGCCUGGAGAUUCACUGACCUCAUUCAUGCCAUUAAGGACAUUACCUUUCUUUGGCCUGAUUUCUCUUGGGAGCACAUUGAUCGCGAUUUCAACACCUUUGCUGACUGCUUAGCCCAUUUUGGCAGAUCGAAUCCUGCCCUAUCUCUUUUUGCGCAAGGCCGUGAUCGGCCAAGAUGGAUCGAAGACCUUUGCUCUUCUCUUAAUUUCUCUUUUUAA